AUGCCGCACAGGAACCAGAGGAUUGUCGACUUCCCACCAGGCCGCGACUUAUUUCGGAAUAAUAAGACAUUCAAGACCGAAAAUAAUAAUAAAUCACUCUCAAACCUACUCAGCUCAGUAGGCAAGAUUCAAAACGUCAUCAUUUAUCGACUUAACCUUGACUUUUUCCAAGUUAACCAGUUUUUACUGAAUGCUAAAGAGCUUAUAUGGCUUCUCAAUACUCCAUUAUAUCUAGACGCUAUUAAACCUCUUAGACAGAGUGUUGAAGAAGUACUUCUUAUAGCAUAUCGAGAUGCUACCUCAAUCCACAAGGAAGCUGAUAGGAAGAUUGCAGAAAUUGAGGCUCAGAGAGAAAGGUUAAACCUGGAGGAGCAGGGCGUUAAACGUCAUCGGGACGAGAACCUGGAUAACCUCCGAGAUUCCAUCGAGCGUGGCAUAUUUGCAGCCAUGGGAUACGCUAAAGAUGCUUUACCGGAUAUCGGACUAGCAGAGAACCGUUGA
Molecule: messenger RNA, 501 nt
Organism: Fusarium graminearum PH-1
Lineage: Eukaryota; Fungi; Ascomycota; Sordariomycetes; Hypocreales; Nectriaceae
Exons: 2
Coding region: 1-501 (166 amino acids)
Source: RefSeq, a predicted model, not a curated record